AUGAGAUGUCCCAAGAUCCAUGCCACUUAUCACACCCUUCGUGACACCAGGGGUCUACCAUGGCCUAAGGACCAUGGAAAGAAAGAAGAUGCAGAUCUUCUUGAUUGGCCUCAUGCAAUGUUUGGGUUUCAGAAAAAUAAUGUGUCCAAUCAAAGAGAACAUCUCAUACUCUUGAUUGGCAGCAUACAUAUAAGGCAGAUCUCCAAACAUGAACAACACCCAAAGUUAGAUGACCAUGUGUUGGAUACAACAAUGAACAAGCUAUUCAAGAACUACAAGAGAUGGUGCAAGCACCUUGGCCGCAAAACUAGCUUAUGGUUGCCGGCAAUUCAACAAGAAGUACAACAGCGGAAGCUUCUCUAUAUGGGCCUUUAUCUGCUCAUAUGGGGCGAGGCGGCUAACUUGUGGUUUAUGCCGGAGUGUCUUUGCUACCUCUAUCAUCAUAUGGCUUUUGAAUUGUACGGUGUGUUGGCUGGAAAUGUGAGACCAUCAACUGGUGAAAAUGUUAGACCCUCCUAUGGUGGCGAAGAAGAAGCCUUCCUGAAGAAAGUUGUGACUCCAAUUUCCAAAAUCGGACAGAUGGAUGAAGCUGAAAGGAAUGGGGAAACAAAAUCAAAACACAUGCGUAGGAGAAACUAUGAUGAUCUCAAUGCGUACUUUUGGUCAAGAGGUUGUUUUCGAUUAGGAUGGCCAAUGAGAGUUGAUGCUGAUUUUUUCAAGAAGAGGAGCAAUAUGUGUGAGUUGUGCUCUUCUUCCACACCACAAGUGUGUGUGCGUGUGUGCUUCAUCUUGGCCACGGUCAGGUCUUGGGCCCAACGAUCGCGGAGACGGUGGUGGUGGAGUGGAGGAGGCUCGCCGGAGUUUUUGUGGUUGUCGACAUUUAGUGAUGGAUCAGGAUCUAUGAAACAUGCAAUAACAUAG
Messenger RNA from Triticum turgidum subsp. durum (durum wheat), 921 nucleotides. Lineage: Eukaryota; Viridiplantae; Streptophyta; Magnoliopsida; Poales; Poaceae. The record is from the annotation of a GenBank genome assembly.